CAUCUCAUACACUAUCUCUUCCCGUUCCUGGACAUCUUGGACAGAUUUUGACUGGAGCAUUCAAUGGGCCGCUCUUGUGACCGACAGGGAUCUGAUAUUGGAAAGGUCUGUCUCGAAACGGCAUGGACUACCCUCCCGCUCGAUCUCGUCUUCCCUCCCCCGCAAAGCAUGGAGCUUGGAAGCACUUCACCUGCUUUUGUUCGUCCUGAUUAUAGACAGCUCUGGGCGGGUCGUCAGAUUGGCGUUAUUGGGGUGCUCUCUGAUGAGCCGCAAGCACCGCGGGUCGUGAAGGGCUCCCGUGUGGCUGUGUCUCUACAAUAUUGCGUGGCCGGCCAUCGCUCGUUGACAUAUGCCCCUAGGGACCUGCUCAGCCAAUGGAUCGAUAUCAUUCCGAUCUCAACACUCAUACUGUAUACCGGCGUGCAUCAUAAUCGGCGGAGUAUUACUAAAGAUAAUCUUGAUCUAGUCUAUCUUCCCGAGCGUUCCUCCUGCUGUCAGCGCGAUGUCUGUCUCAUCCAAUAGCCGCUGGAACGAUGCGAUCAGCAUAUGGCUUUU
Molecule: messenger RNA, 555 nt
Organism: Punctularia strigosozonata HHB-11173 SS5
Lineage: Eukaryota; Fungi; Basidiomycota; Agaricomycetes; Corticiales; Punctulariaceae
Exons: 2
Coding region: 64-522 (152 amino acids)
Source: RefSeq, a predicted model, not a curated record